AUGCUGGUUAGCAAGUCUGUCAGCCGGAUCCAGGUCGGACUUUGCCGCUUUCUCCAUUCAUCCCGCAAUGCAAGCAAACCUCCGCUACAGGAGAACUCUACUUCGGCUUUCGCCUACAGUAUUGGAGCACCAUCACGACCACAAGCAUCGAGCCAAGCUGGCUCAAGUAGGCCUCACCACUUUGUCCCGUCUACUGCUCAAAGCAAGCCAAGUCAAGCAAGACCAAAGCGGAAGCGUCAGCAGCGUGCAUUACUACGUCUGGAUCCGAGAAAUCCGAUCGUGGCUUUGCUUGCGCCCACACCUUCAACCAGCUCUGUGGAUGAGUCGCAAAACCCAUCCCAGAGCCGUGCCAAGAAGCUGAGCCAUCUGCAUGUUGCGCUGCAGACAGGAUCCGCUGAUGCCGUCUGGUCUGCAUAUCUCGAAGCACGACACCAUCGCCAUGGGGAUGAUCACUCAUCGAAGUCCAUGGCUGGCUCAACCUUGGGCGAUAAUGUGACACCAGAAGAGUAUCGUCAAGUCCUCAACGUUAUCGGCAACGAUGCCACCAAGACCAAAAGAGGCCUCAAUCGGGUGUUGCGGCUCAUGUCGGAUUUACGGGAUCAGCAACGUCACCUGCUGCUUCGUCUACAGCAAGCUUCCCAGGUGGACUGCGCCGGCCAAAGCCGCGCACUGGCCGAAGAACUUAAAGCUUGGGAUGCUGUUAUCUCCCCAAAGCUGUUCAACACUACCAUCGGACUCAUCGGAAGGAGCCUGCGCAGUGUUGGUCUGGACGAGGUCGAUCAAAUCCUCGAUCAGCUACUUACGUAUGAGGCCAACGAGCAGGCUCGAAUGCCGCGCGGAUCAAGGCGAAGUCAUCAUGCAGACUAUGCGGCCGGACCCCGGCUUUCAGGAAAAACCCUGAACCACCUCCAUUCAUCGAAGCUUCGUGGUAAGCAGCGACAAGUCGACUUUCCGGACCUCGCGACCUACAACACGAUACUGGACAUCAUUACGCGCACCGUGCAUCGAAGUGAUCCUGCUCGUCGCUCGGCUGCGAAAGAAGAGCGAUCGGAUGAGGAGGCGGACGACGACGCAAUGUCGAAGCUCACUGAACAGCACCUCGCAUCGCAUUCAGCUCAGGUCGACGCUUCCUUGGCGUCGAAGCUGCGUCGCUUCUACCUCAAUCCAGAUGCAGCGCCAGUUCAUCUUGAUGCUCACGAGCGUGCGGAUCGACUCUUCCAUUCAGUGCUCGAACGUAUGCAGCGCAUCAGUCACAUCGAACCCGAUCACAUCACCUUCAACAUCAUGAUCACCAUGUACUGCCUGCUCGACCGAUGGGACGCUGUGCAUCGUAUUGUUCGUUCUGCUGAUGACAAAGGCCUACUGAACAUCGAUUGCGUCAACAAUGCACUGGGUCACUGGCUAGUGCGUGGACCGGCUUCGGCGAAAAGGCUCGGAAACGAUCGUGCUUCCGAACAGACAGCAACAGAUACCGCUCUAGAUGUGUAUCGGCAACUACGACAGAACCUUGUCCAUGCUCAACUCGCAUCGCAUGACUCGACCAUCGCAUAUGGAGAUCGGGACGCCAAGUCGCUGGUUCACCAUCAUUCGGACUCUCCUGCUGAACUCGGACCUCUGUCCUGGCCAGAUAGCAACGAGAGGCCAGCAUCUGACCGCUCGAGCAACUUGGCCGCCUCUGGUGGGAACGUUGCGAUUGAGGCUACUCUUGGUAUUUCUAGAUUACCUAUCAAUAUCGUCCCUGACGAGAUUACGCACACCUUACUGAUCAACAGCCUCGCACGCGAUGGACGAUUCGCCGAUGCGCUAAGCGUAUUCAAGGAUCUCGUCUCCACACCAAUCCGGCUGUCUGCCAAGGGACGCAAGGGAGGCAACAUCCGGACAGCCGAUGCCGAGUCAGCCGAUGAGGGAACAGACGAGAAAACAAUGCAACCUACACUGGCCAUCUUUGACAGCUUUUUCCGCGGCUUCUCACGUCACGGGAGGCCAAGUAGAGCGCUCAUACUUGACCUUGAGCAUCCUGAGCGCAGCACGUGGGAGGAGGCUGCAAGUAGAAGGCCAGAAGAGGGAGAGGGGGGAUCACAGCAAAGUGCACUGCAGAGCAAUGAAGACGGACGUCAUGCCCAGCAGCUUCAGUUGUGGAAUAUCAAGACGUUCCAGCAGAUCUUUGACGCUUUCCUCAAUUUCGAGCCAGACCUCAGUCAAGUGCUAGCUUCUGGUGCAAAUGACAGGAGCGUCGAGGCUGCGGCUCGCACCAUCUCGACACCUUUGGGAUGGCUGACUUCCACGGAAAAGCGAAGACUAGAUGGCCUUCGACGUACGCCUUCGACCAAUCAACUUUUCUGGAUUCUCACUGCAAUUCGAAGAGUCAGCCACGACCACGCAGGCUGGAGUUUGGCCGUGUGGCAGAAGGUGGUGGACAAGUUCGGACCCCGCGAUGCAGCAACGUCGUCAUCACACGACGGGCUUGGCUGGAUUGGAUUUCGGCUGGAUAAUCGACUGGCUCGCGUGCUCGAGCAUCUGGAAGCUCGUUUAGCUCAGGAACAGCAAGAAGAAGAGCAAGCUUCUGACAUUGCCGGAUAG
This is a messenger RNA of Ustilago hordei, 2580 nucleotides long. RefSeq lists its product as uncharacterized. The transcript has a single exon. Bases 1 to 2580 code for a protein of 859 amino acids. The record is from RefSeq and is a predicted model, not a curated record. NCBI's taxonomy places the organism in Eukaryota, Fungi, Basidiomycota, Ustilaginomycetes, Ustilaginales, Ustilaginaceae. Gene Ontology annotation, molecular function: protein binding.